AUGGCAGAGAGGGGGCAGGGCCUGGAGAACCGGAGGGGGAUUGGAGCCCGCCCCCUACCCCAGCACCUCACAGCCUCGGGUCCUCUCCCGCAGCAGACAGAUGAGGCGGCGCAGACAGACAGCCAGACGCUGCACCCCUCCGACCCCACAGAGAAGCAGCAGCCCAAGCGGCUACACGUCUCCAACAUCCCCUUCCGGUUCAGGGACCCCGACCUGCGGCAAAUGUUCGGGCAAUUUGGAAAAAUUUUAGACGUGGAGAUCAUUUUUAACGAGCGGGGCUCCAAGGGCUUUGGGUUUGUAACUUUUGAAACUAGCUCAGAUGCUGACCGAGCCCGGGAGAAGCUGAAUGGGACCAUCGUAGAGGGACGGAAAAUUGAGGUCAAUAAUGCCACGGCCCGUGUCAUGACCAACAAGAAGACAGUGAACCCCUACACCAACGGCUGGAAGUUAAACCCCGUGGUAGGCGCAGUCUACGGGCCUGAAUUCUAUGCAGUGACGGGAUUCCCCUACCCCACCACGGGCACAGCGGUUGCCUACCGGGGCGCGCACCUACGGGGCCGGGGCCGGGCCGUGUAUAACACCUUUCGGGCUGCGCCGCCGCCGCCCCCCAUCCCGACUUAUGGAGCGGCACUGGAGCAAACGCUUGUUAAAAUGCCGGUCCCGUGGGCGGGGCUGGCCCCGUGCCCCCUCCCCCAGCAGACGCCAGAGCCGGCCUACCCCACCUCUCCAGCGUUCCCACCACUUUCUUGUCCGUUUGCUUCCAGGGUCGUAUAUCAGGAUGGAUUUUAUGGUGCUGAGAUUUAUGGAGGUUAUGCUGCCUACAGAUAUGCUCAGCCCGCCGCAGCAGCCGCAGCCGCCUACAGCGAUAGUUACGGCAGAGUGUAUGCCGCCGCAGACCCAUAUCAUCACACCGUCGGCCCCGCGGCAACCUACAGCAUCGGAACCAUGUGAAAGCUUCCACCGUUUCCUUCUUGGACCGUGAAGGGCAAACACAAAAAACAAAAAAAA
This is a messenger RNA of Trichechus manatus latirostris (Florida manatee), 1008 nucleotides long. It is a transcript of the gene RBFOX3, whose product is annotated as RNA binding fox-1 homolog 3. NCBI's taxonomy places the organism in Eukaryota, Metazoa, Chordata, Mammalia, Sirenia, Trichechidae. The record is from RefSeq and is a predicted model, not a curated record. The coding region runs from base 1 to 951 and encodes 316 amino acids. Gene Ontology annotation, biological process: regulation of alternative mRNA splicing, via spliceosome; nervous system development. Gene Ontology annotation, cellular component: nucleus; cytoplasm. The transcript is spliced from 10 exons. Gene Ontology annotation, molecular function: mRNA binding.